Messenger RNA from Gasterosteus aculeatus aculeatus (three-spined stickleback), 1201 nucleotides. RefSeq names its product twist2 (gene twist2). Gene Ontology annotation, molecular function: RNA polymerase II transcription regulatory region sequence-specific DNA binding; DNA-binding transcription factor activity, RNA polymerase II-specific; protein dimerization activity. The record is from RefSeq and is a predicted model, not a curated record. Gene Ontology annotation, biological process: developmental process; regulation of transcription by RNA polymerase II. NCBI's taxonomy places the organism in Eukaryota, Metazoa, Chordata, Actinopteri, Perciformes, Gasterosteidae.
GGAAAAAACCUCCAGGCGCGAGGAGAAGCCUGCCAACACCAGGUUUGCGAUCCAGCUUCUCCCGACGCGAGAGGCGCAGAGCGCGAGGCAUCCACCAAUCACCACCCUCAUCUUCUCGGAUACCCUCGCUUUCUCCCCCCCCCCCCUCCUGUUGCAACCACGGCUUCAAAGGUGGACGGCGCGUUUUCCGCUCUGUCCCUGACUUUCUUCAAGAAAGAAAUGGAAGAGGGCUCCAGUUGUCCGGGCUCCCCCGUGGAUAGUCUGGGGACCAGCGAGGAGGAGCUGGACCGGCAGCAGAAACGCUUCCCGGCCAAGAGGAGGCAGAGCAAGAAGUCCAGCGGGGACAGCAGCGGCAGCAGCCCGGGCCCGGUCAAGCGGGCCAAGAAGCCCAGUCCGAGCAGCAACCAGUCGUACGAGGAGCUGCAGAACCAGCGGUGCCUGGCCAACGUGCGCGAGAGGCAGCGCACGCAGUCUCUGAACGAGGCCUUCUCGUCGCUGCGCAAAAUCAUCCCCACGCUGCCCUCGGACAAACUGAGCAAGAUACAGACGCUGAAGCUCGCCUCCAGGUACAUCGACUUCCUGUGCCAGGUGCUGCAGAGCGACGAGAUGGACAACAAGAUGUCCAGCUGCAGCUACGUCGCGCACGAAAGACUGAGCUACGCGUUCUCCGUGUGGAGGAUGGAGGGCGCGUGGUCCAUGUCAGCAUCCCACUAGCAGCCAGAGACCUUUGAGGCGACGCCAAAGCGACUGUUUACUUCUACAAAGUAUGAAAACCAAAGGAAUUAUUGAAGAACCCAUCAACCUCAAAGGCCUGGCAGAGAGACGUAAUGUGACCUACAAACGCUUUGGAAGUGUGUGUGUGUGUGUGUGUGUGUGCGUGUGUGGAUGCAGAUUCAACACACGCUUCUGACUCUGCAGCUGUUUGUUGCAGAGACAAUAUAUAUAUAUAAAUAUAUAUAUUGUUUUUCAAAGACUUAAAACCAAAGUAUAAAUAUAUAUAGAAGGAGGCAUAUUGUACAUACCUGUGUAACUACGCCUGUAGUCUGUAAAGGGACCAAUGCAAUUUUGAGUCAUUUGCUGCAUGGAUUUGUUUCACUGACUUUCUUUAUUAAGUCUCCAAAAAUCCGUCCGAUGUACAUUUUUUUGUUUUUGCUUAUUUAUUAAAACACAUAUUUUUGAACAAAAUAUGAUUUACAUUUAA